Molecule: messenger RNA, 1158 nt
Organism: Fusarium verticillioides 7600
Lineage: Eukaryota; Fungi; Ascomycota; Sordariomycetes; Hypocreales; Nectriaceae
Exons: 3
Coding region: 1-1158 (385 amino acids)
Source: RefSeq, a predicted model, not a curated record
AUGCCUACUCAUAGCGAGCCUGAUCUUGAGACACUUCGAGUUGUGGAUGGCGAAGGAGCUGGAGUGUUUAACCCCGGCCCUUUUGAGGUUGCCAGAGCGAAGGCAGUCCCAGGAUCUCGCGAGGGACUCCUCUUCAUCAGUCAGGAUAUCUUCGUGAACCACUGGAUUGCUAAUCGCGUAGCACCCGCAUUCUAUGUUCAAGAAACUCGUACUAUCGACAAGAUUGUUGAUCUCCUCAAGAACAAGUAUCCGCAUAACAGAGCGAAGGCAGGAUUCUACAUCCCGAGCAGCGAAAUAUCGAAGCCGAAGGUCAAUACCAGCCGAGACAAUACAUACCAAAAGGCGUGUGCCUUUGUUCCAUCGCGCAAGGUCAUUGACAAGGAUGGGGACAAUGAUCCGACUGAAUCGGUCAGAUUGGAUUUCAACACUAAGCUCAAGAUCAAUUACGAAAAUCUUUACUAUUACGGAAAUAGUGAUGAUGAUUCAAAGAGGAGACUCAAGUUUACAAUCACCUCCAAAACUUUUAUCGGAAUCAACAUCGAUCGUCGUCUAUUUAUUAGCCAGUUUGGAACGGGUCUUCAAGCUGGCUUCAACAUGAUUGCAGGAGCCAUGGGCUUGGAGCAAGAGAAGGCCGACGUCAUGGCUGAUUACAAUUGGGAGGCUGCGAUCAAGUCCAACUUGUGGAUGAACUACAAAUUUACGUUUGAAGUUGGCACAAGUCCUAAGAAUCGUGGAAGCUUCACCGUCCGGAACGUCAAGGUUCACCAUCUAAACGAUGACAACAGUCUAAUGUCGUACAAGCAUCGCCCUAGCGACGAAGACGCGCCUGGGUUCUGGCAGCAGGACGAUACGUACAACUGGGUUAGUGCAUGGAAGUUCACGUUUGGUGGUGAGCUCAGGAGCGCAGAUGCUAUCGGACAAGAUAUUGCCAUUGAUGGUGCAACGAGGUUCAAAGAAGCAGUGGCGGACUUGGUCAAGUCCCUGGGUGCAACUGUUAUUCUACCGGCUGGUGAUGUAUUCAUGUUCAAGGGAUUGAGCUGCACCCCAAAUAAUGAUGUCUUUACUCAGCUUGCAUAUGAUACUCCUAUGGGAGGUUCAGUUAACCUUCAAGAGGUGAAAAACGUCUCUUGGCAAGGCCCGAAGAUGCCGUCGAAGUAG